UUCACAAUAACUUCACCCGGCUCGAGAGACUUGAUCUCUCCGGGAACCAGUUUAAUCAUCCUGCUGCUUCUUGUUGGUUUUGGAACAUUACAAGCCUCAAGGACCUCAUACUUUCUGGGAACAGAUUAUAUGGCCAACUCCCUGAUGCACUGGCAGAUAUGACAUCCCUCCAGGUCCUCGAUUUUUCGAUUAAUCGUCCUGUACCUAUCUCACCAAUAGGUCUGCUUCCAUCCAGCCAAGCACCCCCUUCCUCCGGUGACGAUGAUGCCGCCAUCGAAGGCAUCACUAUCAUGGCUGAGAACUUGAGAAAUCUAUGCAGUUUAGAAAUCCUGGACCUCACACAGAGUCUCUCAUCUGGAAACAUAACUGAGUUAAUUGAUAAUUUGGCGAAAUGCCCGGCCAGCAAACUGCAGCAAUUGAUUUUGAAAUACAACAAUAUCACAGGCAUCCUGCCAAUAUCAAUGGGAGUGUUUUCCAGUUUAGUAUACCUUGACCUCUCACAAAACUAUCUCACAGGACAACUGCCUUCUGAGAUAGGCAUGCUUAGAAAUCUGACAUGGAUGGACUUAAGCUACAAUGGCCUGGUUCAUUUGCCUCCUGAGAUAGGUAUGCUCACAAAUUUGGCCUAUAUCGACCUAGGCCACAACAACUUUUCUCAUCUGCCUUCUGAGAUAGGUAUGCUCUCAAAUCUAGGAUAUUUGGACCUAAGCUUCAACAACCUAGAUGGAGUCAUCACAGAGAAACACUUUGCGCAUCUAGCAAGCUUGGAGUCGAUAUAUUUGCCUUAUAAUUCCUUGGAGAUUGUGGUUGAUCCUGAAUGGUUACCUCCCUUCAGACUAAAGUAUGCAUAUUUUUAUUGUUGUCAAAUGGGCCCCAUGUUUCCUAAAUGGCUCCAAACACAAGUUGAUAUUAUUGAACUUGACAUAGCAAACACAAGUAUAAAAGAUACCUUUCCAGAAUGGUUCUGGACAACAGUUUCAAAGGCCACAUAUUUGGACAUCUCCAACAAUCAAAUCCGUGGUGGAUUGCCAACAAAUAUGGAAACCAUGUUGUUGGAGACAUUUUAUCUGGAUUCAAACCUAAUAACUGGUGAAAUACCUGAAUUGCCAAUAAACCUCGAAACACUGGACAUCUCCAACAAUUACCUAUCAGGACCUUUGCCAUCCAACAUUGGAGCUCCAAAUCUUGCUCACCUGAAUCUCUACUCCAAUCAAAUCAGUGGACAUAUUCCAGGAUAUUUAUGCAACUUGGGAGCUUUGGAGGCCUUGGACCUAGGUAACAAUCGUUUCGAGGGAGAACUUCCUCGAUGUUUUGAGAUGGGAGUAGGAAGCCUAAAAUUUCUUCGAUUAAGUAAUAAUAGAUUAUCUGGUAACUUCCCAUCUUUUCUGCGCAAAUGCAAAGAGCUACAUUUCAUCGAUCUAUCAUGGAAUAAAUUAUCAGGAAUAUUACCUAAAUGGAUUGGAGACUUGACUGAGUUACAAAUUUUACGUCUGAGCCAUAACUCAUUCUCUGGCGAUAUUCCAAGAAGCAUCACCAAACUUACAAACCUUCAUCAUUUAGAUCUUGCAAGCAAUAAUAUUUCAGGUGCUAUACCAAAUAGUUUGUCAAAAAUACUAGCGAUGAUAGGACAACCAUAUGAAGGAGCUGAUCAGACUCCUGCAGCAUCAGGAGUAAACUAUACUUCUCCUGUGGCCACAAAAGGGCAAGAGCGCCAAUAUAAUGAGGAAAAUGUGGAAGUGGUGAACAUUGACUUGUCUUCCAAUUUCUUGACCGGCGGAAUUCCUGAAGACAUAGUCUCUCUUGGUGGAUUAGUAAAUCUAAAUCUAUCAAGGAAUCACUUGAGUGGACAAAUUCCAUAUAAGAUUGGGGCCAUGAGAAUGUUGGCAUCGCUUGACCUAUCAGAGAACAAGCUCUAUGGCGAAAUCCCAGCAAGCCUAUCCAGUUUGACAUUUCUAAGUUAUUUGAACUUGUCAUAUAAUAGUCUCACAGGAAGGAUACCAUCAGGGUCACAACUUGAGACCAUCUACAAUCAACACCCUGACAUAUACAAUGGCAACAGUGGUCUCUGCGGGCCGCCACUUCAAAAGAAUUGUUCGAGUAAUAAUGUACCAAAGCAAGGUCAUAUGGAAAGAACUGGACAAGGUUUCCACAUAGAACCGUUCUUCUUUGGACUUGUAAUGGGACUCAUAGUUGGUUUAUGGUUGGUUUUCUGUACACUAUUGUUCAAGAAAUCAUGGAGGGUUGCCUACUUCCGCUUCUUCGAUAAGAUGUAUGAUAAAGCAUACGUGCUUGUGGUCGUUGGUUGGGCAAGGCUGACCAGAAAGACUGCAACAAUUUGAGGUUACUACCAAGAAGCUGAUGUGGUUAUAACAUCUUGCACGGCGCAUGGCAUUUCUUUUCUGAAUGAGAUACUAUAAGUAUUAUUUCAGUUUGUAUCUCUACGAGAGGGGAGAAAACGAAGAAUUCUAAGAUGCCGAUGUCUUUAUUAUGUUUUGCAGAGAGAUGUCAACCAUUGGUCUUCUUCGAACACAUGAGCCUUUGUAGCAUUUGUAAACUGCUUUCCUAAUUUUUCCCACUGUAACAUGUUCCACAAGCAUGGUUAAAAUCUUGAGUACUUGCCUACAUAAGACUUAUAUAGUUAACUUAUAUAUGUUGUCAUCUUUUGGGGGAAAUUAUCAAGUUGGACAGCCAAUGAUUAAUAGUAGCUUUAGCUGCUGAUGGAGAAAGGGAUUUCAAAGAUUCAGGCACUUUUUGCUAAUUUCAAAUACUUCAGCAUUUCACAUGUAUGCCCAUAGAUUUAUUAAUUAGCUUCCUUUUGGGAGAUAUUAAUUAGCUUCCUCAGCUCGGUAGCCUUUCAAAUCUCAAACACCUUGACCUCGGUUUCAUAU
Molecule: messenger RNA, 2888 nt
Organism: Oryza sativa Japonica Group (Japanese rice)
Lineage: Eukaryota; Viridiplantae; Streptophyta; Magnoliopsida; Poales; Poaceae
Product: receptor-like protein EIX2
Molecular function (GO): protein binding
Source: RefSeq, a predicted model, not a curated record